This is a messenger RNA of Aegilops tauschii subsp. strangulata, 1712 nucleotides long. RefSeq lists its product as uncharacterized. NCBI's taxonomy places the organism in Eukaryota, Viridiplantae, Streptophyta, Magnoliopsida, Poales, Poaceae. The record is from RefSeq and is a predicted model, not a curated record.
UUCCAAAGUAGGUAAUCCUGCUAUCUCAUCAAACAGUGGGGAGAAUUCACCCAAACCUAAAUCCAUGGCAGCAAGCUUAGCCACCACCCCUGCAGCUGCCAAGGUGAUGCCAUCUGCAGCACCAAUUGUCAGUCAAACAGUAAGGAAGUCACUGUCAUACAAGGAAGUGGCAAUAGCUGCACCAGGAACUCUUGCCAAAGCGUUGAAUGAUGUGCAUACAAAGCAAAAGGAUGCAACUGAUCCAGCUGUAAAUCUUGAAAGUGCCAAGGCUCCCAAAGAAAGCAAUGUUCGCCCUUCUGAAGAGAAAAAUGGGGCAAUACAAGUGUCACCAAAGGAUAAUAAUUUGCAAGUAUCAAAAGCAACUGAUGAGCACAAAUCUCCCAGUUCUGAUACUGAACAAGCCAAUGGUUCGGUAGGAUCAAAUCAAGCUGAGAAGGCCUCAGAUUCAGCAGAGACAUCUACAGAGAAGAACCAAUCACCAGCAGCACUAGCGGACCUCCCAAAUGAAGAAGCAGCAACUUUGACUGAGGCAAAUGAUUCUUCCUCCAAUGAUGAUGAAAGAGGUCCAGGAGAGGAUAAUCAAGAACAGCUGUCUAGUGGGGCCGAAAAUGAGAAAUCUUCACCAUCUGGAAGUGAAAAGAAUGAUUCACCAGUAGAAGGUGCGAAAGAGACAGCCAGUAAACUUAAUGCUGCCGCUGCUCCAUUCAGUCCAGCCACCGUGCCAGCUUUUGGUUCAAUGGUCGUACCAGGUUUCAGAGAACACGCGGGACUAUUGCCAUCGCCAGCCAAUGUGCCCCCAAUGCUGGCCAUCCCUCUCCGUAAGCACCCUCACCAGUCUGCAACUGCAAGGGUCCCUUGUGGUCCACGUCUAGCCGGAGGGUUCAACAGAUCAGGGCACCGAGUGCCUCGUAACAAGCCUGUGUUGCCGAGUGGUGAAGUUCUUCCAGAGGCAGCCACAUCCCCUAAAGUGAUGAAUCCUCAUGCAGCGGAGUUUGUGCCGGGUCAAUCUCGUAGUCCUGAUGGCCAUCCAUCAUCUCCUAAUGAACCUCUGGCAUCGCCAGCUGGUAUUCAAGCAUCACAGGAUGGGCUUCCAUCAUCUCCAGAUAGUACUGUCGAGUCACCCAAGACUGCUUCCCCACAAGUGUCUGAAACUAGUGAGACUAGUCCUGAAGGAAAUGAUACAUCUAGUGGAAUUGAUGUUGAAGCUGAGGCUGAGAGCAAGAACACAGAGGAGAAGAACAACCAUGUGGAAUGUGAGGACAGUGAAGUGAAGCCUGAUGAAACUAUAGUUUCUGGAGGUGCUGAAGUUGAUGCAACAGCCCCAAUAGAUGCUCAAUAUGAUGCUUCAGCCCCAAAAUAUGCUCCAGAUGAUUCAAGCGUGACUGAAAAGCCGAAGUCCUGGGCUGAUUACAGUGAUGGAGAAGUCGAGGCCGUUCAGGUUGCGAGCUGAGAAAAGGUGGUCUUCUCAGCCUCUCAGGAGGAGAUGCUGGUUUUCUCGUUAGAGAAUUAGUUGCUUUCUGAUCUAUUUCAUGGUUUCUAGUACCUAUUUGUUUCUGCCGCCCUGCACGGCUGCACCGGUGCUAUGGUAUUGCAAGGGUUCGCAUUGCCAUGGAACUUUAAAGGUCUUCCGAAUGUCCCAACUGCCAUCAUGGUGACCUUGUUUCAGCUUGCUUUGUCAUUGCAAAGGAGCUUGGGAAGAUCAGAGAGGUGGU